UAACAACAGUUUACUGAGAGCCUUUCCUCAGGACAGUAAGCAGAAUGAUUAUUACUAUUCUGACAGUAGUGCUUAUUGGCCUUGUGAUCAAAUGGCUCUUGAAACCGGAACCAUCGCCCAUAUUUGGCAUCUAUUCUCAACCGGGAAAGUUUUACUAUCUGAAAUUUGUAGCUUUUUAUCUUCUGGUUACUCUCCGAAAGAGACAAAGCAGGCGAGCAAGAGCUGAUCAGAAAUUGACGGGAGGCAUUGGAAUGAAGUCCAAGUUUGACAUAAAGGAGAUGGAAACUAUUCAAACAUUAUCUGAUCAUCCAAAGGCUAUAGACGCUGUCUACUUUCAAGGGGCAAAUCGAGACGGCCUUUAUUUUAUAGGUGCAACAGCUCGGAGACCUCACCAUGUCAUCAAUGGCUUUGCUUUCCUCAAGGUUCCGGGAGAGGGGCUAUUAACGAGCCCAAAACUACCAGAUUCGACCCUGUUUGGAACAGAAGAUGAAUUCGGCGCAGAAGGAUUGAAAUUUGAACCGUUGGAGCCGAUGCGGAAAUGGAAAAUGAGCUACAAAGGCCAAAUGAGGAGAAACAUGACUGACGAAUUGGUGGACGUUGAACUCGAUGCGAUUUGGAGCACAAAUUUAGUACAAUUUGAUUUCGAUACUGAUAUGUCUUCAACAGCCAUUGCCCGUGCCUUUGCCCGUGAACCUUGGAGUCGCGAAUACUUUGAAAUGCUCAAAGAAGCUCAUCAAACCCACUACGAGCAAAUGGGGGCUACCAACGGAACGGUCAAAAUCGCUGGAAAAACCUACCCUUUCAAUAUAGACUCGAUGAGGGAUCAUUCAUACGGCAAUAAGCGCGAAUGGAAAUUGCUUCACCGCUACGGUUUUCAUACGAUGAAGCUACAAGAUGGCACGCGAAUUAAUGUAGGAAUCGUCAGUCAGCCAUGCACUUCGUCAGUAUUGGAGUUGGGCUAUGUUUAUCUGGCAGACGGACGUCUGUUCCCAGUCGAUGAGGUCGGCCUUAAUAUUUGGGACAUAGGAGAGAAUGGCUCACCACCAACAGACUACCACUUCACCUUCAAAGCAGCGAAUCGCUGGUGGAGCGUGCAAGUCAACGUGGUGGACGCCCCCAUUUUCUACAUAGGCUGGGAGUGGGAAGCGAAAAUUCACGAAAGAAUGUGCACAUUCCAAGUCGAUGGCGUCCCUGGUUGGGGUAUUUCAGAGUUUAUGUACAGAAAUAUGGGUUCUGGCCGACCGGAAGAGUAUAACGAGAGAGACCCGGAAUGGACACGAACCAUCAAUAAAGGCUGAACGCUGAAAAUCAAAAUAAUUGAUACUUUGGCGUUUGAUCCGUCCCCCCACCUCGAGUUGGGAUUGAUCACACACUUUAUCCCUGCGGUGUGGAAGAAGGAAAAAAAAACUGUCACUGUCUUGAGGUCAAUACAAUGAUCAAUCUAUAAAAGAAA
This is a messenger RNA of Daphnia pulicaria, 1453 nucleotides long. RefSeq lists its product as uncharacterized. The record is from RefSeq and is a predicted model, not a curated record. The transcript is spliced from 9 exons. NCBI's taxonomy places the organism in Eukaryota, Metazoa, Arthropoda, Branchiopoda, Diplostraca, Daphniidae. Bases 45 to 1298 code for a protein of 417 amino acids.